This is a messenger RNA of Onychomys torridus (southern grasshopper mouse), 682 nucleotides long. It is a transcript of the gene Magoh, whose product is annotated as mago homolog, exon junction complex subunit. The record is from RefSeq and is a predicted model, not a curated record. Lineage: Eukaryota; Metazoa; Chordata; Mammalia; Rodentia; Cricetidae. Gene Ontology annotation, biological process: RNA splicing. The transcript is spliced from 5 exons. Gene Ontology annotation, cellular component: nucleus; exon-exon junction complex; catalytic step 2 spliceosome. Bases 122 to 541 code for a protein of 139 amino acids.
CUCACAGUGAUACGCCUGGCUCUGCCUCCCAAGUGCUGGGAUUAGAUGUGCGCCACUUAAAAGUAUGCAGAAAUAGAUCAGCGUCACAGGACCACAUAGGGGUGUGUGUGUGUGUUCCUGUAUGCAGCUUCCUACCGUUUUCAGAAUACUUCACAACCCAGUUGAGCAUCAGCACACUCUCUGUGUAGGAAAACUGCGCUAUGCCAACAACAGCAAUUACAAAAAUGAUGUCAUGAUCAGAAAAGAGGCUUAUGUACAUAAAAGUGUGAUGGAAGAGUUAAAGAGAAUUAUUGAUGACAGUGAAAUCACCAAAGAAGAUGAUGCUCUGUGGCCCCCUCCUGACCGAGUAGGCCGGCAGGAGCUUGAAAUCGUCAUUGGCGAUGAACACAUUUCUUUUACCACAUCAAAAAUUGGUUCCCUUAUUGAUGUCAACCAGUCUAAGGAUCCAGAAGGCUUACGAGUAUUUUAUUAUCUUGUCCAGGACCUGAAGUGUUUAGUCUUCAGUCUCAUUGGAUUACAUUUCAAGAUUAAACCCAUCUAGAUUGGAUAUUGUGGACAUGGGGAGGGAGUUUUUAGUUACCAUAAUUAGGAUUUUUUUUUUCUGUAUAUUGGGGCAAUUUUUAUAAACAAUAAAUGAUGGUCUUUAAUAAACGUAGUAAUGUACUUUUUUGUUAUUUUCCUA